Gongylonema pulchrum is the source of this 345-nucleotide messenger RNA. Lineage: Eukaryota; Metazoa; Nematoda; Chromadorea; Rhabditida; Gongylonematidae. The record is from the annotation of a GenBank genome assembly.
AUGCCGAUGCUGUGCAUUAAGCAUCACUCGUCUAAAACGUUUCCGUUUCAUGGAAGAGAUGUGUUUCUUUGCCAGCCAGAAAAUGCGAUUGAUCAGAAAGUUGCGACGAGCUCGCAAAAAUGCGAUAAAAUUUUGGUUUUACUGUUGCAGUGGAAUGGAAUGCUGCGACGUUUCCGCACUGCGAUGCCGUUGAAGCGCCAUCGCUGCCAACUGGGCUGGUUUGAUGACAGCUUCACGGGGCGUGAAGCUGUCGAUUUCCUGAUCAAUGAGCUGCAAAAGCUCAUUCAGGACAGAAAUGAAAUGACGAGGCUAGUUCUUUUAAUUUAUGAAAUUUUCCGCUGUUGA